AAUAGCGAAGAGCGGAGGAGAAGGUGAGAGGCCGUGGUUUUUCCUCGAAAUGUAGAACUUAUUGUGAACUGAACAGUUAUCGGAAAGUUUUCCCAAGCGCAACUAUCAAUUACUUGAAUCCGAAAAUACCUUCGGGCUACCUGUGCGAGUUAAGUGGCUGCUAGUGGCAGAAGGAACGGGAUAUUGAUGAUGACAGAAGAUAUAUAAACCAGGAGUUAUUCACAAUCGAAGACAGUCCAACUUUGGCGCUGCAGAAACGGGCUGGUUGAUGUUUACAACUGACAUCGCUUGUCCAAAAUAUAAAGAAGUAACAUCCAGAAAAACUUGUUCCGAAUUUACAUAUAUAUUUCAAUAUCAGAAAAUGGCGAAGUUUGAAAAGGUUUGUGCAUUCGUUAUUGUACUUUUCGGAGUCUUAUCCAUCUGCCAGUGCGCUGGUAUCGAUGAUCUAUUAAACGAUUCAACGUUAGUCAGAAAGCAGCUCAAGUGUGUGUUGGACAAAGGACCGUGCGAUGCGAUUGGAGCCUCUGUAAAAGCUUCAAUCAGGGAAGUAUUAAUCAACAAUUGCCGCAAUUGUAACCAACAACAGGCAGCGAAUGCACGUAGAGUUAUGGAGUUUGUGAGGACGAGGUACCCGGCUGAAUGGAACGAAAUAAGUCGCAAGUACGUGGGAAGCGCCAGGGGAUGAUUUAAUUCGAACAAAAUUAUUGUAAGCUCUGUUAAUAAAAACUUGUCAAUUCAA
Neodiprion virginianus is the source of this 739-nucleotide messenger RNA. RefSeq names its product ejaculatory bulb-specific protein 3-like. The transcript has 2 exons. The record is from RefSeq and is a predicted model, not a curated record. The coding region runs from base 269 to 685 and encodes 138 amino acids. NCBI's taxonomy places the organism in Eukaryota, Metazoa, Arthropoda, Insecta, Hymenoptera, Diprionidae.